AAAAGAAGGCUGAACUUAAAUUGGUUUGAAUAGAAAAAUGCGGGGGCAUUAUUGUACUUUCUUUUCUUUUCUUCCACUCUAUACCAUAUAUUAUGUAUAUAAAAAGACUGUUCUCGACCACAAGGCAAAUUGCAUACAAGAAUUACUAUUUAACAAAAGGCUUGAAUGGCAGUUCCUUAAGAAUUAACCUGAAUAAAUCAAACCAACUUAUUGGUAUUUGUUCUUUAAGAGGAACAAGAAGAAGCAACGAAGAUAAAUACAGUGCGGUUACUUUAGAAUUACCUGAUAGUCACAGCCUUUCAAAGAUGAAUAUGGAUGCAAAUCGCGCUUACUUUGGUGUUUUUGAUGGGCAUGGUGGUUCUGUCGUAUCUGAAUGGUUGGCGAACCAUUUGCAUGAACUUUUAGAAACCAUUAGUUUGAAUGAAUUUCAUGAAACGUUGAAUUAUUUACGUUCUUACAGAGGCUAUUUUCGAAGAUUUCCAAUUCCUUCAGUGAUAAGAAACUGUGUGGAUGAGAAAGGGAGACCUAAGCCAGAUAUUGAUGUUCAUGAUUUGACACUCGAACAACGCUUGACACUUGCUUUUUUGGAAGCAGAUACACAAUGCUUAAAACAAUUACGUGGUGGAUUUGAUGACUCUCAUGAGGACAAUGAAGGUUCAACUGGCAGUGUGGCUAUUAUUGAACCUUUAGACAAAAAAUCAUUUUGGGAUAGUGAAGAAUACGACAUCAUUAUUGGUCAUGUAGGCGACACACGGAUUCUAUUGUGCGAUGCUCUGUCAGGCGAAGUUUUUUCUUUGACCACAGGCGACCAUCAUCCUGGUAACCCAAUUGAAACGGAUCGGUUGAGAAAAUAUGCUGGUUUUAUAACCACUGAUUCUUGGGGUGAUGAGCGUAUUAUGGGUAUGUUGGCUACCAGUCGAGCCUUUGGAGAUGCAAAAUUAAAGCGAUAUGGUGUCUCUGCUGAACCUGAUAUUGUUCGAUACAAGAUCACAAAAGAGAACCCUGCAGCGUUUAUUGUGCUCGUGACAGAUGGGAUUACUUCGGUUAUGUCGGACCAAGAAGUCGUUGAUUUUGUGAAGCAGUAUAAAGAUCCUUCUCUUUCAGCAAAAAAGUUAGUUGAUGCAGCUGACCAGUUACAAAGUGACGACAACACAACUGCUAUGGUCGUUCGAUUAAAAGAUUGGGGAAAACGAAUGCAUGAUUACACAAGAGAAUUAAGAGAGUACCGAUUAGAGAAUACAACGAUGAGCACUUUCUUGGGUGGAGGACAGUCUUUAGAAGACGAACUUUUAGGCAAAGGAUAUCUAAAUGAAGUACCCUUGGGUUCUUCUUUAGCCGCUGAACUCCAAUCAGCUACAAAUGACCCUUCUAUGGAAGAAAAACCACAACAACCAUCAUCUAAAUUAGCUUCUAUGGCCAUGGAAAGACGUACUUUAUCUAACGAUGUGACAAGCCCACUCUUAUCGCCACUCCAAUGGUCUGCUUCCACCGGUCUUCGUAGUAGAAGAUCUUCGUUUUCUUCUUCCUGGUCUUCUCUCAACGACCCAGAAGACGAUGAUCCCUUUGAAGUCCUGAAGCGACAGCUGGAAGAUUUAAAUACAGCAGUGUGGGAGACCAAGACACUUCAUAAGCGGUUGUUGAAGACCUUGGCUGUAGAUGAAACACUCCAAGACCUCGUGACUUUUGCUCCACCUUUUGAAUAUGUGAUUCAGUCUGUCAUCAAUCUGGUUGAGCGCAAAUCGCGCGACCGUGAAAGACAGACAAGCUAUCUACGCAACUUGGAUGGAGCACUCAGAAAAGAAACCAUGUAUAUGUCAAUAGAAACACUCAGGGAAAUGGAAGGACUGUUGUCAGCAGUAAAGACCACCUUGAACGACACUAGUUAUUCAUAUGAAAAUCCUUUACCAUCCCUAAGAAACUUGACUAUUGAAACAAGUGCAGCUACCGAGUCACUUGAAGAACUCAAAGAAAUAAUGUAUGUCAAUAAACGUCAGGUACAAGAACUCAACUCUCGACUUCGAUCUAUUGCAAAGACAGUACAUGAAGUCAGAAAAGAUAUGCGAAGGAUAAACAAGUACAUAGAAGAAAAAGACGAUGAAGAUCCAGUCGUUUUGGAAAAAGGUGAAGCUACUGAAAGAGUAAAAGAAAUCAUGUGGGGUUUAGACGAUUUAGAUACAGAAUCAACGAAGAAGAUUAAACAAAUGCAAGCCUUUUGGGAGUCUGCCAGUAUUUGUACCUAACUAUAUCCCCCUCCCCUUUUUUUAUAUAUUAAUAAAACUUUCUCUUAUCCAUCA
Molecule: messenger RNA, 2294 nt
Organism: Gilbertella persicaria
Lineage: Eukaryota; Fungi; Mucoromycota; Mucoromycetes; Mucorales; Choanephoraceae
Product: phosphatase 2C-like domain-containing protein
Exons: 7
Coding region: 93-2240 (715 amino acids)
Biological process (GO): protein dephosphorylation
Molecular function (GO): cation binding; protein serine/threonine phosphatase activity
Source: RefSeq, a predicted model, not a curated record